Recurvomyces mirabilis is the source of this 930-nucleotide messenger RNA. RefSeq lists its product as uncharacterized. Gene Ontology annotation, cellular component: cytoplasm; nucleus. NCBI's taxonomy places the organism in Eukaryota, Fungi, Ascomycota, Dothideomycetes, Mycosphaerellales, Teratosphaeriaceae. The record is from RefSeq and is a predicted model, not a curated record. Gene Ontology annotation, molecular function: ATP hydrolysis activity; nicotinamide-nucleotide adenylyltransferase activity. Bases 1 to 930 code for a protein of 309 amino acids. The transcript has a single exon.
AUGGCCUCGACAUUGAAUUCAAACACUUAUCGAUCUCUCGUCCCAAUGCUCGCAUCAGCACUGAAAGACUUCCAAUCUUCAGGAUCCAGGUUCCGAGUUCUGAAGACAGUGAACACAUCAGACCUUCAACCUCGAGAUCCGGUCAAGCUCUCGCCCGAUGAGUCUCCCAAGACUCUCUUCAUACUGGACUCGUCCUUCAAUCCACCUUCAAUAGCCCAUCAGACUCUGGCCUCGUCUGCCCUCCACAAAUCCUCAAGCGAUGCGCAUCCAAAACCACAUCGGCUACUGCUACUAUUCGCCACCAUGAAUGCCGAGAAGGCCCCCUCAGCGGCCUCGUUCGAGCAACGACUAACACUCAUGACACUCUUCGCCACGGACCUCCUCUCCUCCCUCAAAGAGUCAUCAGACCACUCGGCCUCAGCAGUAGACAUUGGCGUCACAUCCCUUCCAUACUACACCGACAAAUCCGCCGCGAUAGACACCGAAGGGAUGCGAGACUUCUACCCCAGCAAACCAGCUCAUGUGCAUCUGGUGGGCUACGACACAAUCACACGCUUCUUCGCACCCAAGUACUAUCCCAAAUUCAACCCACCACUAUCGGCGCUAGAUCCGUACUUCAACGCUGGCCAUUGCCUUCGGGUAACGCUACGGCCAGAUGAUGAGUACGGCUCCGUCGAUGACCAAAAGGCCUUCAUUCAACGGAUCGAGACCGGAGAAAUGGAGAAAGAAGGCGCCAAGAAAGAAUGGUCAAAGCAGAUCGAAGUCGUGCCUCCCAAUCCCAGAGCAGGCGUAAGCAGUACCAGAGUACGCAAAGCCGCCAAAGCAGGACGCUGGGAAGAAGUGCAAGACCUUUGUACCGCAGGCGUAGCAGCCUAUGUAGAAUCCGAAAGCCUCUACGAAGGCGAUGAUCGAGGCGCGAAGAUGGCAUGA